AGUAAAACCUGAAGUGUUUCUGAGAACACAAAAGACACGAGUUGAGGAGAUGUGGGUUGAAGUUUACCUUGUUGAGCUGGUUUUGUUCCUCUCCUACAUACGUGUGGGAUCAAACUAUGAUAGAAAGCAGGCAGCUUUUGAGUCGCACUGGGCCACAACAGUUCCAGUCAAACUCCACAUGCCACCAACGGCAGAAGAGCCGGGGCCGGUGCCAGCCCACAGCGUGAGGGUGGAUUGUGGGGAGGCCCUGGUGCGGGUGGCGGCCCAGCAGGACUUCCUGGGGACCGGUCAGCUGAUCGACCCUGCUGACCUGACCCUGGGGGGCUGCCCUCUGAAAGCCUUCGACCAGGAGAAGAAGAUGAUGCUCUUUGAGACGGAGCUGCAAGGAUGCGACAGCUCGCUGAUGGUCUUUGAGGAUGUUCUGGUUUACACCUUCAGACUGGCCUACGUUCCAACGCCCAUCAAAGAUACCUCCAUUGUUAGGGGCAACAGCGCCAAGGUCAGCAUUCAAUGCUAUUAUCAAAGGCAUCUCAAUGUGAGCAGCAAAGGCCUGGAUCCCACCUGGAUCCCCUUGGUUGCCUCCACAGUAGUGGAGCAACAGCUGCUUUUCUCACUCCACUUCAUGACUGAUGACUGGCAAGCUAGGAGGUCGUCAGGUCACUACUUCCUGGGUGAUUUCAUCAACAUAGAGGCGUCCGUUCAUCGGUACAAUCACGCCCCCCUCAGAAUAUUCAUAGACCACUGUGUGGCCACACUGUCCCCGGAUGUGAACUCUGAACCCAGAUACUCCUUCAUUCAGAACCAUGGGUGUCUAAUGGACGGUGAUAUGACAGGGUCCAAGUCCCACUUUUUACAGACUACCAGCCCUGAAAGAAUUCAGCUGGCGCUUGAAGCCUUUAAGUUCCACCUGGAUGACAGGAGUUCAAUCUAUAUCACCUGUCACCUGAAAGCAAGAUCCGCCUUCAUCCCCAUCGACUCUGAAAACAAGGCCUGCUCCUUUGACUCGCGUGCUGUCAGGUGGAGACCAUCAGAGGGCUCGUCCGAUGUGUGCGACUGCUGUGCGAAGACCUGUGAUAGCCAGAUGAGGAAGAAGAGGAGUCUGACCUCAGACACAAAGAAUCUGUGGGAAAGGGAUGAAGUCCUAGGACCCAUCUUGAUCCAGAGCAGGGUCCAGGAGGAGGGUCUUCCAGAGUUUCCUGCUGAGCAGGCAGAGUUGCAGGUAGUGGAGGACCAAGCUUCAGAAGGAAUGUCCUUGCUGCUUGUGGUCCUGGCUGGAGUGUGCACUACUGUUGUCUGGCUGGCUGCAAUGGGAACAGUGUUGUACCUGAGACUGAGACACAAUCUACCGUCCUCUGCAUGUUCAAAAGAGGAACGAAUUCCUGCAUGAGCUCCCAUUUGUAUCCAGCAUACACAGGCUACCUUGUGCCAUUCGUAAACUUUCCAUGCCCGUUCUUUUGAAUAAAGAAUUCCAUUUAUGAUU
Messenger RNA from Hypomesus transpacificus, 1480 nucleotides. RefSeq names its product zona pellucida sperm-binding protein 3-like. The transcript has 9 exons. The coding region runs from base 50 to 1387 and encodes 445 amino acids. Gene Ontology annotation, cellular component: extracellular matrix. The record is from RefSeq and is a predicted model, not a curated record. Lineage: Eukaryota; Metazoa; Chordata; Actinopteri; Osmeriformes; Osmeridae. Gene Ontology annotation, molecular function: acrosin binding. Gene Ontology annotation, biological process: binding of sperm to zona pellucida; positive regulation of acrosome reaction; egg coat formation.